This is a messenger RNA of Phycodurus eques (leafy seadragon), 2514 nucleotides long. Its product is annotated as tetraspanin-8-like. The coding region runs from base 1701 to 2426 and encodes 241 amino acids. Lineage: Eukaryota; Metazoa; Chordata; Actinopteri; Syngnathiformes; Syngnathidae. The transcript is spliced from 10 exons. Gene Ontology annotation, cellular component: membrane. The record is from RefSeq and is a predicted model, not a curated record.
UAUUUAGUGAGAAAAAUGGUGACGUGUUCAAUACUUAUUUCAGCCGCUAUUAUGUUAGACCAUCAUUAACUGAGGACUUCCCUGUGUUUGUGUAUUUUUUUCUCAUGGUUUUCUACUUUUUCCAAUAUUUGUUUCAUCUAUUUUUCAGUUGUUGUUUUUUUGACGAGUUUUUUCAAAAAAAAUACAAAUACUUGAGUAUUUGUAUUUUUUCCAUCUAAUAUUUGUUUUCUAUUUGUUGAUUAUUGUUUUUCAAAAUAAUUUUUGUGCAUGUUUCAUCUGACAUUUUUCUAUUUCCUACUGAUACACUUUUUUCCCCCUCAUAUUUAUGUAUUUCCCGUGUAAUAUUUUGGAAAGUCAGGGCCACCUCCCGAACCACGACGGUUCUGCCUGCGACCCGCGAUUUGAGAACCCCCGCUUUCGCACACGACGCGUGUUUGAAAGCUCAUUGGGGUUGCGAUGACCUCCUUCCCAAAAAAACGAACGUCUUCAAGCGGGGCUGCUGUGCGGCGCUGUCUCCAUGGCAACAGAGAGAACGGAGAUGCUCAGUAAGUGUGUCAGAUUCCAGCAUCACCAUGGACACCGACACCGACACCGCCCCUCCCCCCUCUCGGGGGGGCCGCUUGAAUGCUAAUGUUGCUAAUGCUAAUCUCAGCUCAUACCUACUUGACGCCCUCGUCUAUUCGGGGGGAGGCGUUUAUUUUCAAAAACGCCAUUUCUCUACUCAACUGUAGAAAGUACCCGGCAUCUGUUGGGUGUAAUGCGUUUAUUAAGCAGGAGACAAUGUCGGGGCACAAACAAAGAAACAAACCAGUCGCUAGUCGGUGUCAGCUCAUAUAUUGGCAAAGAAGUCAUGGACACUUUGAGUGCGUUUCUCUCUAACCCAGAACCUCGGAACUGCGAGGCAGCCAUGUUCGCCACUAUGCCGUCUUCCUUACAAGCAUUUUGUUAGCCAGCUCCAGCUAGCCACAGCUAACACACGAGCACGAGCUAAGUGGCCCGUUUCAUCAACAACGCGAACGUGCGCACGUGCACGCGCGCGCCCAGCUGCUGAUCGCGCCGCGCGCGUGCACGGCCGGGCUGCAGCCGACUGACCCACUUUGACGACACGCACGCACACGCAUCUUUCUUCUACGUGCGCACGCAGGCAGACGUCCGAAGUUCAAAGGUCGCCUUACUUACCCGGACCGAACCGAGCAGCUGGGCCGCGAGUACGAGCCGAGACGCGAGCAUCGUUGUGCGCGUGCGUGAUCCGAGACAAUGGCGUGUGCUCCGUGCGCGUGCUCGCGUUUGUGCGUCUUUGUCUGCUCUUAGUCUCGUCGAGUCUUCAUCUUCAUCGUCACGUUCACUCACGCACGGCUGAGUUCGGAACGCAGCGGACCGGAAGCGGGUCUCUCGGUGCCGACGAGGACCCGAACCCGAAGAUGCUGCGACGGACGCCAAGCCCCGCCCAGGAAGCACCCCCCGCCCCCCUACAUCUUCAUCUUCAGCCUCCAUCUUCAUCAUCGUCAUCGUGUGUGCUGAUGCUGAAGGGGAUUUAAAAAAAAAAAAAAGACGAAAGUGGCGCCAUCUGCUGGAUAAAGUUGGUCCUCACAAAUCAAUCGGCGAUGGUGAAGUGACAAUGGCUGUCACGUGACGUGGUUCGAUUGGAGGAGGGCGAGGAGGGGCGUGGCCCGUGGGAACAGGUCGAGCAGGCUCGGCGAAUGAGCCAACGAGCGAAGAAGUUUGAUCUGGACGAGCAGCGCAACGCCAUGGCCGUCAACAAAUGCAUCAAAUAUUUGCUCUUCUUCUUCAACCUUCUCUUCUGGCUGAGCGGCUGCAUCAUCCUGGGCGUGUCCAUCUACCUGAAAGUCAACAAGGACGGCAACUUGAUCACCGACGAGUCUCUCCCGGGCAUCGACCUCCUGAUCGCCGUGGGCGUCAUCAUCAUGGUGUUGGGCUUCCUGGGGUGCUGCGGCGCCAUCAAGGAGAACCGAUGCCUGCUCAUCCUGUUCUUCGCCAGCCUCCUCCUCAUCUUCAUCCUCCUCCUGGCAGCGGGAAUUCUGGGCGCCGUGGGCGAGAAGAAGGUGAAGGAGUGGGUGAAGGAGCGUCUGCAGAAGUUCACGCCGCUGUCGAGUCAGCCCGAGAACGUCAGGAAGGACCUGGACAAGCUGCAGGAGGAGCUGAAGUGUUGCGGCCUGGCGAACGGCACGUCCGACUGGGACGCGGUCCCCGACUCGUGCCGAUGUGCCCACGGCGAGCCCGAAUGCGGCGCCGCCGGCCUGUACAGCACGCCGUGCUCCGUUCGGAUCGUCGGUCUGCUGGAGAAACACAUGGAAGUGGUCAUCGGCAUCGCAUUCACCAUCGCCAUCCUGCUGAUCGCCGGGAUGGUUUUCUCGAUGAUCCUGUACUGUCAGAUCGGAAAGCGAGACGGCGCCACCGCAGCCUAAACUCCGAAACUACACGGACGCCGCCGGCGUCCGAGCACACUUUUAGAUUGGAGGAACUCUUUGGACUGGACAGGGUUCCCGAUGAUUU